Messenger RNA from Thelazia callipaeda (thelaziosis nematode), 840 nucleotides. The record is from the annotation of a GenBank genome assembly. NCBI's taxonomy places the organism in Eukaryota, Metazoa, Nematoda, Chromadorea, Rhabditida, Thelaziidae.
AAUCAAAUUGAUGAUGGAUUGUACGUCGUUGGAUGUAAUUCAACUUUCUUUGCAUGCAUUGGUGGCCAGAAGUUGAUGAUGCGUUGCCCUGGUCUUCAAAAAUUUGAUGCUGGUUUACUGAAAUGUUUGCCUCAGGUAUGUUUUCUAGUGCCGCUCUCUAUAUUCAUAGAUAUAACGUCGAAACAAUAUGUACAAGAAUGCAUUCAAACGCACAAGGAGUUGGGAAUUCAGGAACUAAAAUUCGCAACAUUUGAAAUUAAAGAUAUUCAAGAAGGAUUGCUUCAUUUGCACCCAAUAGAUGCACCAUUCAAUGCGUCAUUAUCUGCUGAUUUUGGAGAAGUUUUUCCAUUCGCUCCCUUUGUGUCAUCUUGCAUUGGUAUACCUGACGGAAAAUAUGCUCGAGGAUGUUCAGAGAAGUUCAUUUCAUGCAUGAAUGGUCGAAUGAAACUACACAAAUGUCCGAGUAGUUUGUUGAAAUUUGACUCCACCACUCAAAGAUGCUUGCCAGUGGUUAAUUUUAAAUUUUAUCUUUUCAUAAUACUAAAAGAUUUAAAAAAAAUAAAGAACAUGAAAGCUUGUGGUGGCAAUUAUAUUGCAUCAAAAUUAAAACCACAAAAACAACUUAAAAAGGCUAUAUCAUUACAAUAUCCACGACUGACAUGUGAAAAACAAGCGGAUGGAAAAUAUGCAACCGGCUGCUCUCCACAAUUUAUUGAGUGUAACAGGAACGAAGGAUCAGUAUUCCGCUGUCCUGGUUCCCUAAUUUUUGAUGCCCAAACGGAACGAUGCCUUCCAGCUGUAUGUAGCCUUCUACUUUUUUUAUCUAAAAAAUGCAACUGA